Trypanosoma cruzi is the source of this 1374-nucleotide messenger RNA. Its product is annotated as GTPase activating protein, putative. The transcript has a single exon. The record is from RefSeq and is a predicted model, not a curated record. Gene Ontology annotation, molecular function: GTPase activator activity. Bases 1 to 1374 code for a protein of 457 amino acids. Lineage: Eukaryota; Euglenozoa; Kinetoplastea; Trypanosomatida; Trypanosomatidae. Gene Ontology annotation, biological process: activation of GTPase activity.
AUGAUGUUUUCGCGCGUGAAGGAUGAGCUUAUGCGGCGUUUUUCAUUGGCGACUCCGGAGCGAAAUGACGAGUCUUUCCAUCGCAAAAUGCCCAUUGCUGGACUGCAGUCCCUUACUGCAUUGCCAAAUGGGCGUGAGAACACGGCCGAUGCCGUGAGGAAGAAAUCGAGGGCUUUGCCUGAGGAAGAAUCGCUGUACGACGAGGCGGCCCUCCGCAAAGUGCUUGCGAAGGAUACUGUGGAGCUCGAUGAAUUGUGCAGCACGUGCCGGAGCGGCUGUCCGGCCACCUUUCGUCGUGAAGUUUGGGGCUAUUUAACCGGAAAUUUGCAGCCGUUUCUCUCGAGUCGAGCCACGGUGCUUGCUCGCAAACGACAAGAGUACGUAGGAUAUGUUCAGUCAAGCUACAGUUCGAUUGACUGGGAUGCGGCGUUGAGGGCGGUGGAGACGGGAGGAACCGCGUGUGUCAAUUUGGCUCCAGCAGAAAUAAAAGACGGUGAUGAUGACACUUUUGUGGGUGCCUGUGCCACAAGUAGUGUUCGCCAGCGGCAGGUGGUGGGCGGGGCGCAGUAUGGUAUUGCCAGUGAGUCGGAGCUUCGUAUGCUUAAACAAAUCCGCAAGGAUGUGCCUCGCAUGUCUGCCGGUGUGGCGUAUCUUCAUCAUAAAAGAGUCAUGCUCUCUAUUGAACGAAUUUUGUACAUUUGGGCGCUACGUCAUCCGGCAUGCGGCUACGUGCAGGGAAUAAACGACCUUUUAAUCCCCUUCAUUAGUGUCGUCCUGUCAAGUCAGUUUUGUUCUUCCAAGACCGUGGCGGAGCUGCACUCGCUCACGGCGAGGGAAUUGGACGAGUUGUUCUCCACCGACGCCGUCAGUGAGGAGGAAUGGAUGUGUACCAUUGAGGCCGAUACGUAUUGGAUGGCGUCCCACCUCUUGAGUGGUAUGCAGGAGAACUACACAUACAACCAGAGGGGUAUUUACAGCAUGGUGCGCCAUUUGGAGGCGGUGACACGGGUAGUAAAUGUGAAGCUUUACAAGCAUCUAAUUGAAGAAUUGCAGAUUGAUUUCAAUCAAUUUGCGUUCCGUUGGAUGAACUGCCUGCUCCUUCGAGAGCUCAACGCCACACAGUCACUGCGGCUGUGGGACACGUACCUCGCUGAUGUAGAAAGGGACUGGUGUACCACUCAUGUCUACGUCUGCGCUGCACUUCUGAUUUGGUUUUCUCCCGUGCUGUGUAACGAGAGGGACUACGGCGUUGUGAUGAAAUUUUUGCAGAAUUUACCGACAGAAGAACUCAGCGCGCAGGAUUUUAACGCUCUCAUAUCACAAGGAGUCAUGAUGCAAAAGUUGUACAAUAACGCACUGAGGCACCUUUUGUAG